Strongylus vulgaris is the source of this 401-nucleotide messenger RNA. The record is from the annotation of a GenBank genome assembly. NCBI's taxonomy places the organism in Eukaryota, Metazoa, Nematoda, Chromadorea, Rhabditida, Strongylidae.
AUGACCGACACCAAUGGGAACACUGUAGUCCACCUAACAGUCAUCCACGAUUUGCCUGAAAUGUUCAAUCUAGCGUACAGCAGUGGAGCUUCUCUCAGUAUAAGGAACAAUUUAGAGUUGACACCCUUGGCACUCGCAGCACGUUUGGCUAAUAAAAGAAUGUUCUCCUUGAUAUUGGAAAGUGAAAUGGAUAUAGUUUGGAGGUAUGGGAAUAUUGUAUGCAAGGCGUAUCCAUUAUUAGAAGUCGACACUAUUCGGGAAGAAGAUGGUGGUUUGAAUCCAAAUUCUGUUCUUGCCAAUGUCGUCUACGGGGGCAAAAGCAGCCACCUUGACUUCUUUGAUGGACUGUUGGAAGAGCUGCUUAAAAGCAAAUGGGAGGCUUUUGCGAAACGAAGGUAACA